Cyclocybe aegerita is the source of this 810-nucleotide messenger RNA. The record is from the annotation of a GenBank genome assembly. Lineage: Eukaryota; Fungi; Basidiomycota; Agaricomycetes; Agaricales; Hemipholiotaceae.
AUGUACACUCUCAACGCUCUCGCCGCUCUCGCUCUCGCCCUCUCGGCCUCUGCUAUCGUUGUUCCCCGUGAUACUCCUCCCAAGGGCUGGGCCACAGAUAUGCUCGAGCCAUACGACGCAUACCACACUCGCUAUCUCGCCCUCUCAUGCAACACCAAGCAUGAUACACAAUUCUUCGAUCAAUGCUGCCAUCCCCUCCUUGCUACUGAGAGCCUAGAGACUGCGCGUCCAGCCCAGUGCAACCCGGCUGACGACAAUGUCGAUGAUAGCGACCCUCCCUUCUGUGACGAUGAUGACGAUGACGACGCCUCAUCCACCUCAUCCGCCACCGCCAUCCCCACCUCAUCAGCGGCGCCCAUCCCCUCGCCCGCAACGGCUCAUUCAGCCCCUGUCACGACACACAGCACAUCUCAAGCGAAGGCUUCUCCAAAGCCCCAAGCUGCUAUACAAGCUCAACCUGCGGCGGCACCGGCGCCUGCUCCCGCUUCUGCUGCUGCCAAUACAGGUGGAUUUGCAACUUACUUCUACCAGGAGGGCAACGCGGGAGCUUGCGGCACUGUCCAUAAAGACACUGACAUGAUUGCUGCCAUUGAUGGUGACCGCUAUGGCGACCUUGGCAAGCGUUCUUCCCUCUGUGGGAAGAGAGUCAAGAUUACGAACACAAAGAACCAAAAGACCGUCACCGUCACCAUUGCUGAUGCGUGCCCAACUUGCAGGAACAGCAAUUCAAUUGAUCUGUCAGAAGGUGCCUUCAAGGUCAUCGCCACUCUGGACGAAGGCAUUGUGCCCAUCAGCUGGGUGUUCGUCUAA